Hibiscus syriacus is the source of this 634-nucleotide messenger RNA. RefSeq lists its product as uncharacterized. NCBI's taxonomy places the organism in Eukaryota, Viridiplantae, Streptophyta, Magnoliopsida, Malvales, Malvaceae. Bases 143 to 466 code for a protein of 107 amino acids. The transcript is spliced from 3 exons. The record is from RefSeq and is a predicted model, not a curated record.
AGGCAUUCGUUAUCUCCUUUAACGUUUCUGAAAUCUGGGGUUUUCAACAUCUUUUCUUUCCCUUUUUAAUAUAUUUUGGUGGGAAAAUAUGCUCUUGGGCUGAGUCGCCGCAUAUGUAAGAAAACUUUUCAACAUUGACAUAAUGAAGGUUCCUGGGAUUUGGGUUUUCUUCUUUGUGCUCGGGACAGCUUUGCUUCUCUUUAGCGUCUCCAACAGCUCCUCCAUUCCUAAUAUGGAGUUUUCCAAGAAUAGUGAUGUUUUGAGUAUCACAAGAACAAGUAGGAAGCUGAAGGAGAAUGGCUACAACCUGAGCAACGAAAAGAGGAGCGAAGUCGAUCUAGAAGAUUACCGCCAUCACAUUGAUCCAGUUCCGAGCUCAAAGGCAUCUAUAAAACAUGGUCCUAUUGAACAUGGUACUCCUCUUAUGCCAUACAUACCAAAACCCCCACCUCCAGGCCAUCCCUAAACUGAUGGUUCCACUUAACCAUCAUCUCAGAGUCAGUUUUGUUAUCUGAUGAAUCUGUAUCAGCAUUAAGUUCAGACUAUUACUUCAAGUUGUCUAUGCAUGUAGCAGCUUAAAUUAGUGUGUUAAUGUGUUCUGUCAAAGAAAUAACAACCUUAUUUGUGUGCUUUC